This is a messenger RNA of Penicillium egyptiacum, 986 nucleotides long. The record is from the annotation of a GenBank genome assembly. Lineage: Eukaryota; Fungi; Ascomycota; Eurotiomycetes; Eurotiales; Aspergillaceae.
UGGCGUCCGGCUCUAAAGACAAGACCAUCAAGCUCUGGGAUCCCGCUACUGGCGCCCUUAAGCACAGCCUAGAGGACCAUUCAUCUUCGGUUCAGUCAGUCGCCUUCUCACCAGAUGGCCGGCUGCUGGCGUCCGGCUCUGAAGACAAGACCAUCAAGCUCUGGGAUCCCGCUACUGGCGCCCUUAAGCACACCCGAGAGGGCCAUUCAUCUUCGGUUCAGUCACUCGCCUUCUCACCAGAUGGCCGGCUGCUGGCGUCCGGCUCUGAAGACAAGACCAUCAAGCUCUGGGAUCCCGCUACUGGCGCCCUUAAGCACACCCUAGAGGGCCAUUCAUUUUGGGUUCAGUCAGUCGCCUUCUCACCAGAUGGCCGGCUGCUGGCGUCCGGCUCUGAUGACGACGUCAAGCUCUGGGAUCCCGCUACUGGCGCCCUUAAGCACACCCUAGAGGGCCAUUCAUUUUGGGUUCAGUCACUCGCCUUCUCACCAGAUGGCCGGCUGCUGGCGUCCGGCUCUGAUGACAAGACCAUCAAGCUCUGGGAUCCCGCUACUGGCGCCCUUGAGCACACCCUGGAGGGCCAUUCAUCUUCGGUUCAAUCACUCGCCUUCUCACCAGAUGGCCGGCUACUGGCGUCCGGCUCUAAAGACAAGACCAUCAAGCUCUGGGAUCCCGCUACUGGCAUCCCCAAACAUACUAUAAGCACUGACGAUAUUGUUACCGACAUCAAAUUCUCCAAGAGCCUGCCCUAUCUUGUUACCAACCUGGGAUCUUUUGAUAUCCAAGCCUGGCAUGAAAGCUUCUCAUCAAAUUCCUCUGAAACAAAGAUUGAGGUAUCUCUGCAGGCAGGUCGGUGGGUCGCCAUUCAGGGUCAAAGAGAGUUAUGGCUCCCUCCCGACUAUCAGCCCAUGUCUUCAACAGUCAAAGAUGGAGCUAUAGCACUUGGGUGCAGAAAUGGCAGAGUUUGUAUAGUUACAUUUUCUAUCUAG